GGCUGCGAGCUAAUUCCUACAACACUUCCUUCACGUAAACAAAAGAAGCAGGACAGAGGUGGCAAGAUGUGAACAUCCUCGGGAACUUUUUGCCUUAGUUUAUUUUCUUUAUGUUCUGUUUUCACCGUUGAUUUGCACAAAAGCACCUGAAUCAGGCAUGGAGGAGGAGGAGGUCGUCCCUGCACCUGAUGAGGGAAACGAGAGAGGAACAGAGGCAGGAGGCAGAGGAGUGAGUACUGGAGGAAAUGAAGGAGGCAGUGAAGCGAGGAGUGGAGGAAGUGAGGGAGAUGAAGCAGGUGGUGAGGAAGGCAUGCCACCUCUCCCAUCAACUCACAAAACAGAGAAAGACAAACCAAAAGUACGACCCAGCCAAGUAACAGAGGAAGACAGACAAAGACCAACAUAUGAUGAAGCAAACCAAACCGAGGGAGAGGAACAAGGGGCACCACAUCUCCAAACAGCAAGCAAGGCAGAGGAAGACACAGCACAAAUCCCAUCUCAUGUAGAAGCAAACAGAACAGAGGACACAGAAGACAUGCUACCCACUCAACCAGAAAACAAGACAAUGGAAGAAAACGCAGAUAUUCCAUCCCUUUUACCAGCGAGCAAGACACAAGAAAACAACACAAGCAUACCAUCACUGUUACCAGCCAGAAAAAUGGAGAGGAAAGGAAUGCUACGGCCCCUUUCAUCAUCAAGGAAGAUAAAGAAAGUUAAAUCCUUGCCCAAAAAUGUCGCCAACCCCAUGAUGCUGAAGGUGGUGAGACGUGUCAACUCAACCACCAAUUUAGGCUCCAUCCCCUCCAUUGUCCCUGCCACUGAAAGCUUCAUCCCCUCCAGCAUAUCACCCGCCACCAACCCCUCCCACAUGCACCUCGUACAGACAGCGGACGGCAGAAAGCUCCUCCUCACCAACGUUGUCAAUGUGUCCAAGGCCAUGCCCAGCAAACCACUCAUUUUCCUGUCCAAGGGUCAAAACAUGGUUGCUCCGGCCCCCUCCACAACCUUUGCAAUGUCAUCAGCCCCUCGCGUCACCCCUCAAGUGUCCGCCAACAUGCCUCAGACCAUCAUUAUCAACCCCACCCAGCUUCAAGCCCCUCAGCCGGUUGUGUUAAGGAUCCCCGGCAUCAACCAGCCAAUCGUAGUGCGGCAGCAGUCCACAAACCCCAUGGCAGCCACAUCCCAGCCUGCCGCAGCACCAAAGAGGACCAUAGCCACAUCGCGAAGGGCCACACCAGCCCCCACCACCACUACCGCCGCUGUGCCAGGCCCCAUCACCUCCCCAGCCAAGGCUCUCACCCCCGAGGGCCCCAUCAUGUUUGUGAAUAGUGGGAUGACCAAGUUUAAGGUCGUUGGUAAACCUGUCCCCGUCCAACUGUUCCCAAAAGUACAAAAUAUUGCCCCGAAGGACACCUCCACCACCACCACCUUUGCUGCCUUGCCUGCCUCACUGCCAAGUCUCAAGAGUGUAAGAAAAGUCCCUGACCAGGUCCCUCCCCUCAUCACAGUCCCCGCCGGCCCACCCAAAGCCCCCCUGCCUGAGCCGCCAGCAUACCUCAACAUCAGGGUGAAGGAGGAGCCGGCAGAGCAAGGGGGUGGCGGUGAUGCUGCUCCCGCUGUGAAGAUGGAGCCAGCGGACACAAAGCAGGAAGAUGAGACGGAUGAAGAGGGAGACUUACCGCUGCAGUUGGAUGCCUUGCUGGAUGUUCGCAUCAAAGAGGAGGCGACGGAUGAGCAGAGUGAACUUCUAGCUAGAGAUAAACAACUCCGUCAAGUGCUUGGGGUAACAAACACUGAUGAUGCAGACGAGCAGCAACAAAACCAGCACCAGCAGGAGCAGCUCCCUCCCCAGAUGCCCAAAUUCUACAUCCGCACAUCGGAGGGGAAGCUGGUGUCCAUUUCCCCAGAAGAGGCGAAGGCUUUGGGCCUCAACCACAAAGAUAAAGUGGAGGAAAACCAGCGGCGUCUGAUGAAUGCACUGAGCAUGGCCCAGACGACAGUGGUGGAUCGUGGUGUGGGGGCUGAGAUGGCCGCCAAGCUGCGCCCUGACACACCCAACGUCCUCAUCCCAGGGAAUGUUAACGUCAAGGACUUUGUGAGCUGCCAUGUCUCCCCUGCAGCAGAGAAGACGGCAGCCCUGAUGAGGAACCUUGCUGGGCGCAGACUGGACACAAACGCCAACAAUAUUUUGGCUCCCAAGAGCAAUACGGGAAUAAUCGGGGAGUUUGAGGCUGAGGAUGGCAAGCGGUACCUCAAGAUCACCAUUGAGACGGAGGCCAAUGGGAAGGAGCCGUGCAAUGUGCCCAUAACGCCCCUCAACACCUACCAGUGCCCCUUUUGUGGCAGGGACUUCAAGACCAAGGACCACGUUGUCUCACACAUCCGCAUCCACACCGGCGAGCGCCCGUACCCUUGCGACGUCUGCGGCAAGCGUUACCGCCAGCGGAUCGACAUAAUCCGCCACAUGCGCAUCCAUACUGGUGAGAAGCCCUUCAACUGUGGCCUGUGUAACGCGUCCUUCAACCAGAAGUCCAACCUGCGCUCCCACAUGCGGAUACACACGGGGGAGCGGCCGGUGCAGUGCAAGGUGUGCGGGAAGGGCUUCUCCCGCAACACCCACCUCAAGCAGCACAUGAAGCUUCACACCGGGGAGAAGCCGUACAAGUGCAAUGUCUGCCACCGCCCCUUCCGCUUCAAGUCCGGGCUGCAGGCACACGAACGUAUCCACACUGGCCUCAAACCCUACGCCUGCUCCCUCUGCGGCCGCACCUUCACACAGAUCGUGGGGCUGAUCCGCCAUGAAAGGACGCAUGCAGGGGAGAAGCCUUUCAGGUGCCAGAGCUGCGGAAAGUCCUUCGACACGCGCGACGCUCUCAAGAGUCACGUCAAGAAGCACACGGGAGAGCGACCUCAUGCCUGUGACCUCUGCCCCAAGACUUUCACCGACCCGUCUGCCCUUCGCUGCCACCGCAAGAAGUACCACGCCAAUAUGCUUAUUUGUGUCAUAUGUCUCCGGGAGGACUUCAAGGAUCGGAUAGAACUCAGGGAACACCUCCGAGCACACGAACGGCAGAACUGGGAGGAGACGCCCGAGGGAGAACUUGUCCCCUUGGCGAGGCCUCUUGACGGGGAACAUUUUAUCUCCGUCAACGACAUGAUGGAUGAAGAUGAAACACUGGAAGGGGAAGGGGAUGAGAAUUACCCAAUCCAGAAUGAGGUGGCGAUGAAUGACGAGAACUAUGUUGAGGUGGAACUUGACCCUGACGAUCCAAUGGAGGAUGACAGUGAGAGCAGAGGAUUCACGGAGGACCGGAAUGAUGGCGAUAAUGAUUAUAGAGAACAUAAAUUCCAAAUUGAAGACUGUGACCCACUAGCCUAGCCUAGCCUUCUUUCUUUGCCAGUCAUUAUUAUUAUUAUUACUAGUUUCAUUAAAUCAAGCAGCUCAAGGGCACACAGAUGAAAGGCCCACUAAUAAUUGCUCCUUUCAUCAAGAAGAAAAUUGAAGUGUACAAACAUAGUGUCGUGUUUGACCUACCACUUGUUGGUCAGUUUUACUUCCACAAUGUGAGGAAAAAAAGCCAAUCAUGCCUCAGGAUGUUUUGUGUGUGUUUUUAGUCUGUUUUGUCCUCUGUCUUGAGUGUUUGUAUUGUUUUCUCUUGGAGGAUGAAAAGUUGUUACAUGAAGUUCUGUUCCUUGUUUUAUGUGCUUGUUCCUGUCUGUCGUGGAACUGACGGCAAAUUUCAAGAUGUGGACCUGAGAAGCCUUCCAAGUUAUGAGUAAUUUCAAGCUUUGCAAAUGUUUUUACUUUUGCUGGGACUGUGGUUAGGGGAGUGAUGGUUAGCAACAAGUGCCUCAACCUGUGCCUUUUUGAAAGCAUACACCAAGUGCCUUUUAGAUAUACACGAAUACAUACAUACCCGUAUAUGUAUAAUGGAAUGCACAAUUACGUUACAAGGUGGUAAGUGCAUUGUGUACGUAGUUAUUGGAAAAAUAACUUUGCAGUGAUGUCCAGUUUCAGAUUGCUGCACACAAAUAUGAUUUUUAUUUAUUUUGAUGUUAUUUAAGAAUAUUGUUUGAGUAUAUAAAUUAGGUUAUAAUGAGUAAGGCAAAGAAUUAUAAUUGACACAUAAAAUACCUUGGUGCUUACUGAAACUUGGUAGUGAUCAUAUUUGUGUUUGUAUAACAACAAUGAUAACGAUCUUGCACUUAGGACACCCUACAAGACAAAAAUAAGAGUACAAGAUGUUACUGGGUGUAUUCAGCAUUAUAUGAUCUUUAUAUAAUUAUGUGUGUGUGUGUGUGUGUGUGUAGUCCAUCUACUUGUAUCUUCCUGGACUAAGCUGGGCUUAGGGGCACCUACUUCACCAGUGGCUGAUGGUCCGAGUGAACAAGGUCAAUGCCGCACACAAGUUUGUGGACGUGCUGUGUGUUGACAGCCUUAUUACCAUCCACUUUGUUGAUACUGUGCUGAAGUGGGGAGGAGGAAGAGGGAAGUGAGGGAGAGGGGCACCUCAGUCUGCCAGGACUGGUACACAUUACCUUGUCUUUACAAUUCAUAAUACAUAUUUUCCUCUAAAUUACAGUAGACUAAUUUCCAGGCACCACAUGCACGUGUGUGUAUUCACCUAUUUGUAUCUUACCUAUUUAUAGCAUACAGGGCCUGAGCUCAAGCUCAGACAGUCCUGUCUCCCAGUCUAUAUUUGCCCAACAUUUCCUUCACUAUAUGGACACUGCCCUCCUGCCCUCUUCAACAAUGUCUGUUUAGUCCAUUCCAUGUAUCCACACUCCUGUAUGGAAAACUGUGCUGCUUUGUCUUUCAAGCAAGUCCCCUUUCUCAAUUUCUUGCUGUGUGUGUGUGUGUGUGUGUGUGUGUGUGUGUGUGUGUGUGUGUGUGUGUGUGUGUGUGUAGAAGGGUUUAGGUGUUGCAAGAUAAGCACAAAGAGUAGUGAUGUGGAGACCUGCAUUCAAUUCCCACCCACAGCUGCAAGCUAACAAUUGUCAGCCAUCUUUCUGGGUAAAGCUCCAAGGGGCAGCAGGAGUAGUGCAUGAUUACCACCACUAAAAAAUACUUGCCUGUGCCAGUUAUGUGGUGGGGCCAACCACCAGGCCCCAUUAAGAAAGCUUACUGAUGUCUAGCAUAAAAUAAUUGAGUUAAAUUGGCUUGGCUCCCAUGUCUUCCAACUUAAAAGUUAAUAACUUAUGUUUACCCAGAAUUUGCAGUGUUGCAUAGGAUCAAGUGACAUCCUAUUAAAUAAUGUGUUACAAGAUAUGGGAAGUGAUGUGAGAUACUAGUGUUGCAGGGAAACAGGUAUAUAGCAAAAUCUGUAACUGGCUUUAUUGUUACAAGAGGGCUAUGUUGUGUUUUGAGAGUCUGAUGGUGUUGUUAGCUUCGUAUUUUUUGAAGUUUUGAAAGGACAUUGUUGAAGUGUUUGUGUGUGUGUGAAGAAGGGCCUGUAUGUAGUGCAUUUAAAAGCCUCAGUGCUAGAGAAUCUAUUUUGGUGACAUCCAUUCAUGGAAAUAUGUAAUUUUAGGUAAACAUUAAAUGCUAGUUCAUGACAGUAAGUCCAAAAUUCAUAAUAAAUUAUUUGCUAAAUACAAUCAGUUAGAAGAGCAAUACAUUGAAUCAUGAAAUAAUAAGUAAUUAAUUUACAGUUUAGUACUUACAGGAAUGCAGUUUUGUAUAAUUACCAUUUUUGUGCAUGUCUUGUUUGGUGUUUUUAUGAGUAUUAUUUUGUACAUGAAAGCUUCCAGUUGCCAGUAUGAAGUUAGGCCAUCAGUGCCUUGAUAAUGGUGGGCUUCCAAGGGUAGUGGUGCUGUGCCGCCUCUACGGCAGGCACUGUCUGGCUCUGGCCUCGGAGGUGUCUUCUCAACGCACAAGGAAAAAGUUUGCUGCAGUCUCAUCUUGCAUCAAACUUAUUUUUCUAUCUUCCAUCUCAUCUAUGUACAUAAUUUUUUAUAAACUUUUUUUGCUUAA
Messenger RNA from Eriocheir sinensis (Chinese mitten crab), 5974 nucleotides. RefSeq lists its product as uncharacterized. Gene Ontology annotation, molecular function: DNA-binding transcription factor activity; RNA polymerase II cis-regulatory region sequence-specific DNA binding. NCBI's taxonomy places the organism in Eukaryota, Metazoa, Arthropoda, Malacostraca, Decapoda, Varunidae. The coding region runs from base 158 to 3379 and encodes 1073 amino acids. Gene Ontology annotation, biological process: regulation of transcription by RNA polymerase II. The transcript has 3 exons. The record is from RefSeq and is a predicted model, not a curated record.